Messenger RNA from Drosophila sechellia, 2898 nucleotides. It is a transcript of the gene can, whose product is annotated as cannonball. Lineage: Eukaryota; Metazoa; Arthropoda; Insecta; Diptera; Drosophilidae. The record is from RefSeq and is a predicted model, not a curated record. Gene Ontology annotation, molecular function: RNA polymerase II general transcription initiation factor activity; protein binding. The transcript is spliced from 5 exons. Bases 70 to 2898 code for a protein of 942 amino acids.
GGCAAGGAAAAUAUUCACUAAUUGCAAUAAGGCUGAUUUGGAUUGUUCAAAUAUUUAAGUGCAAUAAAGAUGGAUUCACCCUUACCUAUACCAAUACUAACUAGUGAUGAAGUGUACGUCAUUUCUGAUUCCGAUGAUUCAAGAGAUGAUGAGCUUACACAACUGGAGGAUGACAAGGAUAAAACAAAAAGCAAGGAACGGCAAAAGACUGAGAAUGAAUCUAGCCAGAUAAAAAUGAACAAAUGGUAUUUGAAAGAAUUUGAAGACGAAAUGGGAAUCGAAAUUGCAAGCUCCGAUUAUGAACACGAAAUUGAUGAUCAUAAUAACUUUAAAUGGAGCAGCUCAGAAUCCAACAAAGUUAGUGAUUCGGAUGAUUACUACUCAGAUGACUCGCCCACCGACUGGAUUAACAAUAUAAAGAAUGUAAAUCUAUGUCCAUUCAAUAAAAGUGUUGAAGAUGACAAACCAAUGGCCUGUGAAGAACUCCCCUCAAUGCCAGUUUUUACUGGUCCGAUGCCAUCGAUGCCGAUUUAUGACGAAGAAACCUGUCAAUUUCAAAUGGUGCCACCCAUCAUACAACCGGACUUAAUUAUGAAAGGAACUGAUGCAGAAAUGCCAAAUGAGUUGGAUAAAUCGGAUUCUGAGUUGGAAAAAGCAAAGUUGAACGUCGAUGAGGAUGAAAACUUUUCGGACAGUAACACCAGUUCCAGUUUUAGUUUGUGCAGUUUAUAUGAUGUUGAUUAUGGUGAAAGUGAUCUUGAUGAACUCCAUAACGAGAAUAAAUGUACUUACUGGGAGGAUAUGUCAUUACGUCCCGUUGACAAGGGCGAAGUUCCUCAAGAAGAACUAAUGGCUAUAUUGAAGGAAGGCGAGAGUCUGACAAAUUCGAUGAAUUCCCCAAAUCAUCAAAGUGAUUGUGAUAUCGACGAAGCCACUAGGACUCGUGAUGGCUCUGAUUUUUACGAAGAUAGUGCUCAGUUUCCGGAAAACAUGGAAAAUGUUAGCUUGUUUGUUAUCAAAGAGGAUUCGGUUUUUGCGGAUUAUGAAUUCGUUGUAAAGAAACUUGUUAAGCUGAUCCAAUCGGCACCAAGUCACCACAAAUACGAGAUAUAUAUCCUGUUAUAUCCCUUGUUGGUCCUAACUUAUCUCCAAAUGAUGGUCAGUGAUAAGACACAGAGAGCAAGGAUGCUUCUGGUUCGCUUUCAAGACCAUCUCGAUGAUUCAUAUAUAUCCAGAAUUAUGAAGCUAAGAGAAAUUUCCAAGCCAGCAGAAGUUCCGAAUAAAGCACGGAAAUUAUUGGCUGGCCAAGAAAAGGUAAAGAUUGAAAUGUCUGAGGGAGCUUUUCGACAGUUACUUCUUUGCACAGAGGAAUGGACUAGAGGUCAGCAAGAAAAAUUGUUGAGCCAUUUUCAAAUACAGUCUUAUAGUGAAGAUGACAAGCCCCAGCAACGAUUUGCCAUAGGACAGCCUCUUUUGGAUCCGAUAUGUUAUGGUGCUCCAGAACCCUUGUAUAAAAAAGACUAUGCCGCUCGUCCUUUUUUUCAAAAGCGCCGCAAGAAGAGGAGCGAACCACAGUUAUUAGAUGAUCUACAUUUGCCACCGGUAAAUAGGGUUUAUAAUCCGAAUCCCAACAAAAUGGAUUUGCUUCACAUGAAGAAUGAUGAACAGUAUCGAAUGAAACUCGAUCGGGACAACCUGCCAUCGACUUACUUGUACACAACAUCUCCUUCCGAUGAGGUCGUUAUUUGUGCCACCUUCUCGGAAGGCAUUAGCAUGUUGGCACUAGGAACUGUAUCCUCUAAGGUAUAUGUUUUCUCUUUGAAACCCUCUAAAUUGGUUCAAAUGAAAGAAGCACAGUGCCUAAAAGUUCUGGACACCGGAAUGGCUGGGGUUGAUAAGAGUAUGAUAGAUCCUGAUAAGAAGUUCACCAGACGCACUCUUUACGGACAUCAAGGACCUGUCUAUGGUUGUUCCUUUAAUCCAGAGGAUCGCUUUCUGAUCACAUGUUCCGAGGAUUUCAGCGUUCGCUUGUGGUGCCUUCUGUCCUGGAGUUGUGUGGUUAUUUUUCCCGGCCAUUUGGCACCGGUUUGCUUUGUUGUUUUUGCACCAAGGGGGUAUUAUUUCGCCACCGCAUCGGAUGAUUGUACGGCGAGAGUUUGGAUGCAGGAUAAUAGGAAGCCCGCCCGAAUUCUUCAAGGACAUCUGGCCGAGCUCGGGGUGUGCCUAUUUCAUCCAAAUCGUCACUAUAUGGCCACUGGAUCUGCUGAUUGCACUGUUCGGAUCUGGGAUAUUAUCAAGGCUGUCCAAGUGCGCCUUUUUCGUGGUCAUAAAGGCAGGAUAACCGCCUUGACCUACUCAAUUUGCGGUCGUUAUUUGGUUUCUGGGGGCGAUGACAACCUCAUUAUGAUUUGGGACACAGCCAAUGAGAUUUUGAUGCAGUUCUUUGAUCAUCAUAAGGCCACGAUCAACACCAUGGAAAUCUCUUUGGAUAAUAACCUAUUGGUUGUGGGUGGACAGGAUUGCCAGCUGACCUUGUGGGACUUUGAGCAGGUGAUUAAGAAUUACUUGAACAGGGCCAAGUCAAGAGUGAAAAACCAGGCGGGAACUCAAGAAUCAAGUGCCAAUCAUUUGCUGGUUAGCUCAUUUUACACCAAGGGAGCACCAUUUUAUAUGAUCCGCUUUACCCGUCGCAAUCUCUUACUUGGUUUCUGUGUGACUCCUCGAAAAUUUGAAAAUGAUGACCCUGACGUAAAGCUUAAUCAGCACAAGGAGGAGAAGAAAAGGGAACUCGGAGAAUGGCUGGAUUUUCUAGACACCAUCAAAUUGAAAGCUUGCUUAGAUCUGAAGGACGAAAUUAAUUUGGAUACUUCGCAGGUAGAGGAGGAGAACAAAACUUAA